Messenger RNA from Acanthisitta chloris (rifleman), 561 nucleotides. RefSeq names its product interleukin-2 receptor subunit alpha-like. The annotation marks the transcript as partial. Gene Ontology annotation, biological process: inflammatory response. The transcript is spliced from 4 exons. The record is from RefSeq and is a predicted model, not a curated record. Gene Ontology annotation, molecular function: interleukin-2 receptor activity; interleukin-2 binding. NCBI's taxonomy places the organism in Eukaryota, Metazoa, Chordata, Aves, Passeriformes, Acanthisittidae.
AUGGAGCUCAAGUGCCUUUUGAUGUGGCUCUUGCUUAGAUCCAUCAAGGGGCACAAAGCAGAAGGAUGCCCAGCUCUUCCAAGGAUCGAGUUUGCUGAUGUUACUGCGGAAAGAUAUCCACUGGAGACCAUACUGUACUAUGACUGUGACAGUGGCUAUGGAAGGAAAGGUGGCCGGUACAUGGGAGUUCUGUGUCAGAGGGACAAGCAGGGCACGUCCUGGAAAUACCCAGAAUUUAAGUGCAUUGAAAACAAAAUUUUGUUGUCAAUGGCUCCUGCAAUGGACUUGCAUGUUACACAGAGGCCUGAGAGAAAACCACAGAGCCCUCCACCCCAGGAGCAGGAAAACCCUCCAGAGUUUGACCAGAAAGAUUUUUGUGGUCCUCCCAGGACUUUCCCACAUGCCUUCUUAAGGAAGAAAGGACGUUAUUUCGUGGGACAAGUCCUGCACUUCAAGUGCCAGAGAGGUUAUGAGCAGAGAGGCCCCAGCUCUGGCACCAGCACCUGCAGGAAGGUCAAUGGCCAGAUCAGCUGGACCCACCUGGACAUGCGAUGCACCAAU